Molecule: messenger RNA, 1801 nt
Organism: Vollenhovia emeryi
Lineage: Eukaryota; Metazoa; Arthropoda; Insecta; Hymenoptera; Formicidae
Exons: 1
Biological process (GO): proteolysis
Molecular function (GO): nucleic acid binding; zinc ion binding; aspartic-type endopeptidase activity
Source: RefSeq, a predicted model, not a curated record
AUGACGGUGGCCCAACUGAAGGAAGAGCUUCGAGGACGCAAGCUAAAGGUGACGGGCAAUAAGGUCGACUUAGUAACGCGACUGAAGGCGGCUCUGGUCUUGGACGAUCAACAUGAGGAAGGAAACGACGACGACGAGUCCAACGACGAGAGUGACGACGAACAAGAAAGCAUCGGCACUCAUGGCGCCGAACAAGACGAAGCACGUAAACGACCGAGAUAUGUGCCCACUUUCAAAGACGUGGAAGAGUCCAUCGACACGUUCAGCGGAGAUGAUGGUAAAGACGUAAGGACGUGGAUAAAAGAAUUCGAAGAUCUCGCAAAGCUGUGCGAGUGGAACACGGUGCAAGAAACAAUCUACGCAACAAGAUUAUUACGAGGUUCAGCACGACUGUUCGUGAAAUCCGACGGAUGCAGGAAGACGUGGAAACUGAUGAAGAACGCCUUGAAGACGGAAUUUGCAUUGAGGGUGGAUAGCCGAGCGAUACACAAAGAGCUGCAGCGAAGGAAGAAGAGGACCGACGAAUCCUAUCAUGAAUAUUGCUAUAAGAUGACGGAAAUAGCUGCGCGAGCAAAUGUGGAGACAAAAGCGGUCAUUCAAUACAUCAUCGAUGGUAUUGACGACGAAGGGUAUCGUAAGUCUGUGUUAUAUGGCGCUAAAACUAUCCGCGAGUUAAAAGAUAAAUUCGAGAUAUAUGUAGAAAUGCAUGGUAAGAUGAAAUCGAAGUCGAACGAGAAUAAAAAGAAACCGGUUACAAACGUAGAAAAUAAAGACGCGAAGCGAGACGCGAAACGAUGUUACAAUUGUGGUGAUGCUAGUCAUUUGAGCACGGCGUGCCCCUCGAAAGAACAAGGUACGAAGUGUUUCGGGUGUAAUAAGUAUGGGCACAUCGCGGCGAAAUGUCCAGACAAGGCGAAGGCGGAAGUGAAAAAAAGUUGUAAUAUCGUACAAGCCGGCCACGGGAAAUGGCGUAAGAAUGUAGUUGUUAACGACACGACACUAAACGCGGUGAUUGAUUCCGGUGCCGAUCUUAGCUUGAUGUGCGAAAAACAAUAUAAACAGAUCGGAUCGCCGACUCUCGGAAGUAGCACGAUUACAUUUCGAGGAGCGGGAUCAAACGAAAAUACGACAUUAGGAGACGCGCGCUUAAGGAUUUGUAUUGACGGAGAGAUCUACGAUAUCAUUGUACACAUUGUUCGGGACGGAAUAAUUUCACAAGAUAUGCUAAUAGGAACUGAUUUUCUAAAUACGGUUGACGUGCACAUGAUAAGAGGUGUAGGACGUAUUUCUAAAAUCACCGACGAUUCAAAAGAUUUACCGGAGAUUUAUAAAGUCGACAUGGUACAGAAUAACAAGGACGUAGAUCUUUCCCACAUUCAAAACGAAGAUGUUAAAAAAGAGAUAGAAAGUUUAGUCAAGGAAUAUAAACCUGCAAAAAGCAAGGAGACAGAUGUUAAAAUGACGAUAGUUGUAAGCGACGAUACGCCGAUUGCACAGAACGCGCGUAGAUUAUCCGUAGCGGAAAAAACUGAAGUAGAUAGACAGAUUCAUGCGUGGCUCGAGGAGGACAUAAUACAGACAUCAAAUUCAGAUUACGCGAGUCCAAUAGUCUUGGUCAAAAAGAAGAAUGGUGAAACGCGAAUAUGCAUAGAUUACCGAAAGUUGAAUGCGCAGACAGUCAAAAUACGAAGUGUCCUUCCGUUGAUAGAAGAUCAGGUAGACUUUCUGCAAGGCGCAAAGGUGUAUAGUACAUUAGAUCUAAAAAGCGGAUAUUUUCAUGUGCCAGUCGAGGAAGCCAGUC